Molecule: messenger RNA, 2000 nt
Organism: Cinara cedri
Lineage: Eukaryota; Metazoa; Arthropoda; Insecta; Hemiptera; Aphididae
Source: the annotation of a GenBank genome assembly
AUUGUUUGAUGUCUCAGUUCUCUAGUUGAAUUCAUUAAAAAUUGUAUAUUUAAUUUUUCUAUACCUUUUCAUAAUUCUCGUAAACAUUCUUUUAUAAUAUUUAUUUACCUGUGCUUAUUUUAAAAGUUAAGUUUAAACAUUGUGAUAAAAUGAGUUCAAAAUAUAAAUCGCCAUUAUUCAAACCUAGAAUUAUACCUGCUUCUUCUACUCCAGUCAACACAUCUCAAAAUUUAGAAUCUCCGUCUCAACUUAAAAGCUCAUCGUAUAAAUCACCAUUAAUCAAAUCCAGAAAUACAUCUGCCACUACUUCUACUCCAGUCAACAUACAGAAAAAUUUGGACAGAUUGUUCCAACAGGAUAGCACAAGUUCAACAGAUAACUUGUUAAAUACAUUAGUGGUAUACGACACUACCCCACAACACAAUUUUGUCGGGCAAAAAAAAUUGUAUGCACGCUCUAAAGGUUCACCAUACCAAUGGAAAUCACAUAACACCAAUAAUAGUUGCAGUUCAGACGUAAUUAAUUAAUAAUUUAUUUUCAUUAUAUUAAAAUACACAGUAAUUAAUAGUAACAAAUUGGUUUUUCAAUAGCUAAAUAGUUCCGGUACACAACAGGAAGCAAGUGGUUCUCAUGAGUUUUCUCCAGAUUUCAAUAAAUUCAAAAAACAAAAUCACUAUGUAAGUUAUAUAUUUAUUAAAUAAAUAAUUUGUUAUUUAAUACAUUUUUUUUAACCACUGGUACAUAAGCAAAGCUAGACAUUUUCAUUAGACUGGAUUUUAUCAUAUUAUUGGUAUUGUAAUUAUGUAUGUUAUUUAAUAACUAUAUGCCAUAAACCUAUACUAUUUUUCACGAAAGAACGGUAGAGAGUCUACGGAAACCAGUCAUUCUUACGCAUUCCCAUUAUACCAGGUGUAAUCUGCCAGUGAUUCGUAGCUCAAUCUGCGUGCGCAAAACACUAUCUUUCUCUCGUGAAAAAUGGUUUAAGUCUUAGCUUUGUUUCUUUUAAAAUUAAACUAUUCAAAAAUAGUAUUAUAUUGAUUUUGUAUAUAUAAAAUUGAAUGUCUAUUUAUUAUUUUAGAACAAUCCAAAUUUGAAUAAUAAAAACAACGGUGAACAUUUUUUUCAUCCAUCAAUGUUGGAAGAUCCAUGGGCACAGUUGUUAAAUAACCAAACAAAGAAGACAGAAUAAAGUUAAAACUAUGUAAUAUAUUUUUAAUUUUGUACAAAGUAAAUUACUAGUUUUAAAACAGUAGCAAUUUUAUUUCAUUACAAUAUGACAUUAUCAUGUUGUCGUUUGGCACCCCUACACCACUAAGGAUUAGUUAUGUAACUAAAAAUAUUUCAGAUGUUUUAAUUAAUAGAUACCUAUUUUAUAUAAUUAAAUUAAGCUAAUAUAAUGCAGGAAAAAUAAUGACUACACAAAUAGAAUGAAAUAAAAUAGCGAGAUAAAUAAAACACACACCAUUUAUAUAUAAUUGUACAUAGUAGUUUAUACCUACAAAUAAAUUAUUACUAUAUAUUACUUAAGAUAUUACUUAUCUCUAUAUCUUUUUUAAAAAUUAAAAUGUAUAUUAUUUUAUUUGUGUUUGGUCUAAAACUUAGUUAAAAUUAAUUAGNAGCUUGUGUGUUUAGUUUUGAUUUUUAAUAAAGUACAACUAUUUAGGUUUUAGUAUAAAUGUGGUAAAUUAACCUUUUUAUAUUAUAUUAAACAUAAGAAAAUACUUAACAAAAACAUUUGUAUUUAUUAUAACUAUAUACUAAAGAUAUUACUUAUCUUUAUAUCUUUUUUAAAAAUUAAAAUGUAUAUUAUUUUAUUUGUGUUUGGUCUAAAACUUAGUUAAAAUUAAUUAGCAUACUAUUAUGUAUUUAUUAUUUUGUCAUUUUAAUGAAAUAAAUUAUUUUAUCUAUUUGAAUAAAUAAAUAGCUUGUGUGUUUAGUUUUGAUUUUUAAUAGAUAAAGUACAACUAUUUAGGUUUUAGUAUAAAUGUGGUAAAUUAACC